AUGAAUAUAACGGAUUAUUCUUUGAUUUUUACGGGAGAUUCGAAAACAAAAUUAUCUAAUCGUUUUGCAGCAACUUUUGAUAUUCCUUAUCAGUUUGAGAAAAAUGUUAAACAUUUAUUUCAAAUUCGAUUAUACUUUCAUUACUACAAACGUCAUUCCUUGUUCUUGUUCUUUUUUUCAUCAUCAUCAUCAUCAUCAUCAUCAUCAUCAUCAUCAUCAUCAUCAUCAUCAUCAUCAUCAUCAUCAUCAUCAUCAUCAUCAUCAUCAUCAUCAUCAUCAUCAUCAUCAUCAUCAUCAUCAUCAUCAUCAUCAUCAUCAUCAUCAUCAUCAUCAUCAUCAUCAUCAUCAUCAUCAUCAUCAUCAUCAUCAUCAUCAUCAUCAUCAUCAUCAUCAUCAUCAUCAUCAUCAUCAUCAUCAUCAUCAUCAUCAUCAUCAUCAUCAUCAUCAUCAUCAUCAUCAUCAUCAUCAUCAUCAUCAUCAUCAUCAUCAUCAUCAUCAUCAUCAUCAUCAUCAUCAUCAUCAUCAUCAUCAUCAUCAUCAUCAUCAUCAUCAUCAUCAUCAUCAUCAUCAUCAUCAUCAUCAUCAUCAUCAUCAUCAUCAUCAUCAUCAUCAUCAUCAUCAUCAUCAUCAUCAUCAUCAUCAUCAUCAUCAUCAUCAUCAUCAUCAUCAUCAUCAUCAUCAUCAUCAUCAUCAUCAUCAUCAUCAUCAUCAUCAUCAUCAUCAUCAUCAUCAUCAUCAUCAUCAUCAUCAUCAUCAUCAUCAUCAUCAUCAUCAUCAUCAUCAUCAUCAUCAUCAUCAUCAUCAUCAUCAUCAUCAUCAUCAUCAUCAUCAUCAUCAUCAUCAUCAUCAUCAUCAUCAUCAUCAUCAUCAUCAUCAUCAUCAUCAUCAUCAUCAUCAUCAUCAUCAUCAUCAUCAUCAUCAUCAUCAUCAUCAUCAUCAUCAUCAUCAUCAUCAUCAUCAUCAUCAUCAUCAUCAUCAUCAUCAUCAUCAUCAUCAUCAUCAUCAUCAUCAUCAUCAUCAUCAUCAUCAUCUUCUUCUUCUUCUUCUUCUUCUUCUUUUCCGAUUUCUUGCCUUUCUAACGCCCAACACUUCACUUUCGAUUGA
Messenger RNA from Schistosoma margrebowiei, 1104 nucleotides. Lineage: Eukaryota; Metazoa; Platyhelminthes; Trematoda; Strigeidida; Schistosomatidae. The record is from the annotation of a GenBank genome assembly.